ACUAAUGCUAUAGGUAAUCAAUGUGAAUGGGAAACUGUUGGGCCACAAUUAUUGUAACAUCACAUUCUCACUGAAUCCAGUCACACAUUCUGCCAUUUUGAAGAAAAAUGGGUUGAUUGCUGAUAAUGAUUUCAAAUAUAAACCUCAGAGCACGAACAUUCAAAACUAUGUAUUCAUGAAGAAUCAGCCAACUCAAAAUGACACUGGUUCAUACACAUUGACAGUGACAUCAUCAACUUUUACUCCUGUCAUCUUCCCAUUCACAGUUCUUGUUUCAAAUUCUAUUGUAGUUCCUAAAGAUACCACAGCUACUAUUGUUGGGGCAGUUCUUGGUUCAAUAAUUGCGAUUCUUCUGAUCAUAAUCACAUUUCUUGUUGUUAAACUUUACAGAAACAAGAAACCUAAAACUUCCCACCCAAGAUCUGAGGGAAACACCAACACUGCAGCUGAUGAUUAUGUUGAGUUGAACCAACCAACCAACCGCAGCCAUACAAGCCAACCUGUUGCGAGAUCUCAACAAUCAACAAAUUAUGAGAAUCUGAAGGACAAUGUCAAUGUGACAAGAGAUGAGCAAGGUUAUGCUGAUAUACAAGGUGUGGGGCCAAGUGUUGUAACAACAUCAAACGAUGGAUACGAAACUUUUAUUGGAAGAAAAUACGAGAAUACGGCAGGGUAAUCCUUAUCAAAGUGAAACCCAAUAUGAACACAUGACUUUGUUUAUAUAAACA
Ciona intestinalis (vase tunicate) is the source of this 728-nucleotide messenger RNA. Lineage: Eukaryota; Metazoa; Chordata; Ascidiacea; Phlebobranchia; Cionidae. The record is from RefSeq and is a predicted model, not a curated record.